Nymphalis io (European peacock) is the source of this 1347-nucleotide messenger RNA. It is a transcript of the gene Actbeta, whose product is annotated as inhibin beta chain. NCBI's taxonomy places the organism in Eukaryota, Metazoa, Arthropoda, Insecta, Lepidoptera, Nymphalidae. The coding region runs from base 1 to 915 and encodes 304 amino acids. Gene Ontology annotation, cellular component: extracellular region. Gene Ontology annotation, molecular function: growth factor activity; cytokine activity. The record is from RefSeq and is a predicted model, not a curated record. The transcript has 4 exons. Gene Ontology annotation, biological process: SMAD protein signal transduction.
AUGGCACACGGCGACCGGGCUAGUGUAGCCUACAGCCAUAGGCGACAAACAUGCGCACCCGGCCUUACCCUUCCAUCCCUCUCCACGCCUCACAGCUGCUGUUCGAGUCAUUUCGCCUUAGGUAGGGACCAUAGGGCCACUUUCAGAAAGCUUGUAGUAUCGUCAUUUGAAUUAGAAAGUUCUCUGUUAUUAGGUGAGACGCUAAAUGGUCAGCGUCUUAUCGAGUUCCGACUAGGCCAGGAAGCAGAGUCGGAACAGGGGCUGUCAGUAGCGGCAGCCGAGUUAUUGGUGCGCGCUGAAGCGACACCGAAAGCACGCCGUCUACGCUACACGCUCUGGGCGUUCACCGUUCACGGGAACUCGAGCGUAGGCGAACUCGCCGGCACUACAGUAGCCGGGGGUGGUAGAAGCGGUCGAGGAUGGCAGCGGGUAGACGUAACGGGCGCCGCGCGGCGGUGGGCGGCGGCGGGCGCGCUGGAGCCGCUGCGGUUGCUGGUCGACUGCAGCGGGUGCGCGGGCCACGUACGACUGCGGCUGGGCGGCGCGGCGGCGGCGCGACCGCUCCUGCGACUGCGGGUCGCGGCUCGUGCGCCUCGACGUCGCCGUGCGCUCGACUGCGAUGCCGCCGCCCACGGCCGCUGUUGCCGACAGACAUACUACGUGAGCUUCCGCGCGCUCGGCUGGGACGACUGGAUCGUCGCUCCUGAGGGCUACUACGCUAAUUAUUGCCGUGGCGCGUGUGAGCCAUACCUCAACUAUCACUCGCAGGUGGUGGAGGCGGCACGACUGGAGCGCGCCGCGUGCUGCGCGCCCGUGCGCUUCUCCGCGCUCUCGCUCAUCUACUUCGGUGCCGACUCGAACAUCAUCAAACGCGACCUGCCCGAGAUGGUGGUCGAGGAGUGCGAUUGCCCGUAGCGGCCCUGUACAUAGCCUCCGCCGCGUCGCCCCGCCUCUCUCCCGCCGCCCAUGCGGUAACGCUUUCGCCGCUCGAAUCCGAUUUAAUCCGAAUCGAUUAUAAAUAAUAUUCUCGACUUGUGUAAUAUUUUGUUCCUCGCGUUCGAAAGACUAUAUCCUAAAAUCGAAUAACAAGACUGUCUGCGGUCGAUUCGCGUCACGACUGCGGUGCCGCUAAGACAUUUUGCAUUCCAGUGCGGCGCGUCACACGCUGGGUGUCGAGUUCUGUUGCGUUACGAAACCGUACCUCAAUAUCGCAACCUGCCAAAUUCCCUCGCAACCACGUGUGUGACGAGCCGUUUCUGCGACCGGCAGCCGCACGUCGCGGGCGCGUAUCGUGUGUAGACGGCCUAAAUAAUUAAAUAUGCCGUUUUCUUUCACCCCGUUUGGUGA